Phodopus roborovskii (desert hamster) is the source of this 3444-nucleotide messenger RNA. RefSeq names its product GON-4-like protein. Gene Ontology annotation, cellular component: nucleus. The record is from RefSeq and is a predicted model, not a curated record. NCBI's taxonomy places the organism in Eukaryota, Metazoa, Chordata, Mammalia, Rodentia, Cricetidae. Gene Ontology annotation, molecular function: transcription coregulator activity. The transcript is spliced from 13 exons. Gene Ontology annotation, biological process: regulation of DNA-templated transcription. Bases 2 to 3421 code for a protein of 1139 amino acids.
CAUGGAUGGUAGUCUCAUUGCAUCCCGAACUCGGUCUAAGAUGCCCCUGAAAGCUGUUUCUCUACGGCGACUAGAAGCUGAGCUUCAGGCUCCAGAUAUCACCCCGGAUAUGUAUGACCCAAAUACAGCUGAUGAUGAGGACUGGAAGGUGUGGCUGGGGGGCCUCUUAAAUGAUGACGUGGAGAACGAGGAUUCAACAAUGAAUGUUGUUUGGAGGAGAGAAGGAGCCUGGCUCAGAGGAGAAAAUGAAGCAGAUGAUGAUGAUGAUCCAGAAUAUAACUUCCAGGAAGAUCUUGAUGAACCAGACACAGAGGAUUUCCGCACUGACCCAGCAGUGAGAAUCAGUAAAAAAGAAGUGAACGGGCUGAUGGAGGAGCUAUUUGAAACUUUCCAAGAUGAAAUGGGAUUCUCCAAUAUGGAAGAAGAUGGCCCAGAGGAAGAGGAGCGUGUAUCAGAGUCUCGACCUAACUUCAACACCCCUCAAACCCUGAGGUUUGAGGAACCAUUGGCCAACUUGCUGAAUGAACGACAUCGGACAGUAAAAGAGCUGCUUGAACAGCUGAAAAUGAAAAAAUCUUCAUGCAAGCCACAGCCUGAAGUGGAGAGGCUUAAACCUCAGAAGGAGAUAGUCCACCAGACUCUGAUUCUGGACCCAGCACAGAGGAGCAGGCUUCAGCAGCAGAUGCAGCAGCAUGUUCAGCUCUUGACACAAAUCUACCUUCUCACCACCUCCAACCCCAACCUCAGCUCCGAGGCCAGCACCACCAGAGUAUUUCUGAAAGAGCUGGGAACUUUUGCAGAGAACUCUGUCGCCCUGCACCAACAGUUCAACCCCAAGUUUCAGACCUUGUUCCAACCCUGUAACUGGAUGGGAGCUAUGCAGCUCAUUGAAGACUUCACACAAGUCAGUGUUGACUGCAGUCCUCAGAAAACCACCAAGAAGACUGCCAGUGAAUUUCCCUGUUUGCCAAAGCAAGUGGCUUGGAUCCUGGCCACAAACAAGGUCUUCAUGUAUCCAGAACUCCUUCCAGUAUGUUCACUGAAGGCAAAUAAUCCUCGGGAUAAGAUCGUCUUUACCAAGGCUGAGGACAAUCUGUUAGCUUUAGGACUGAAGCACUUCGAAGGCACUGAGUUUCCUAAACCUCUAAUCAGCAAGUACCUUGUAACUUGUAAGACCGCUCACCAGCUGACGGUGAGAAUCAAGAACCUCAACCAGAACAGAGCUCCUAACAACGUGAUUAAAUUUUAUAAGAAGACCAAACAGCUGCCAGUUCUGGUGAGGUGCUGUGAGGAGAUCCAGCCACAUCAGUGGAAGCCGCCCAUAGAGAAGGAGGAACACCGGCUCCCAUUCUGGUUGAAGGCCAGUCUGCAGUCCAUUCGGGAUGAACUUCGGAACCUAGCGGAAGGUACUGCGGAAGGAGAAAAUGUGACCCCAGCCUCAGAGACCAGUACAGAUCAGCAUUUGGAGAAAGCCAGCCCUGAGUUAGGGAGUGAGACUCAAUACCCACUGCUGAUGCCCAAUGGUGUAGUACUCAAAUUGAAGCCAGGUUAUAAGCCUUCCUCUAGAAGGGCUUGGCGACAGAAGCGGCUGUUGGUUCAGAAGCCCGUCCUUAUCCAACCUAGCCCCUGUGUUCAAGCUUCGUUCAACCCAGGGAAAAUAGCAACCUGGUCAACUCAGUCAGAAGUCCCUCCAGGCAACAGGGUAGUUCAGAUUCCUCAUCUGAUCCAGCCAGCCACUGUCUUACAGACACUUCCAGGGUUCCCUCCAGUGGGGGUCAGCCGAGAAGAUUGUAUUGAGUCUCCUGCAGCACUGCCAGCUAUGCCUUCUGGCCCUGAAGCCAGGGCCAGCCUCCCCCUCCCUCUGUCUGAGUCUCAGUCACUAUUGCCUUCUUCCUCUGCACUCAAGAUCAUGCUACCCUCGCUUGCUCCUUCAAAAUUUCGAAAGCCUUUCUCAAGGCGGAAGCCCACGAGAAGAGGAGGAACCAAGGUUUCUCCCUGUGUGAAACCUCCCCCCAUCAUCCACCCCACACCUGUCAUCUUCACUGUCCCUGCCACCACAGUGAAGGUUGUAAGCCUUGCCAGUGGGUGCAAUGUGAUCCAGCCUGUUAAUGCAGCCGUGGCCCCAAAUCCCCAGACCAUUCCUAUCACCACUCUCCUGGUUAAUCCUACACCGUUCCCCUGUCAGUUAAACCAACCCCUCGUGGCCUCCUCCAUUUCACCCUUAAUUGUUUCUGGCAAUCCUCUGACACUUCCUGUGCCCUCUGUUGCUGAGGAUAAGGCCCACAUGAACAUGGAUGUUACUGAAGAGAAAAAUGCUCCUCAAAACCCUGACUCCACAUUAAAACCCCUGGAACUGACUCCUUUCUGUGCUACUGUCUUCUCCAAGGAGGAGCCUAGGCCAUGGCACCCUUCCUCAGGUAUGGAAAGCCAAGAAAUGUCAGAAGCAAAUGCCUGUGGAUGGCCCAUUGUGAAAACAGAAAGCCAGGAGGGAUCUUCUAAAUCGAGCACCUGUGGCUGGACAGUUGUGAAAAUAGAAAGCCAGGAGGUAUCUUCAGAAUCUAGUACCUGUUGCUGGACAGUUGUGAAAACAGAAAGCCAGGAAGUGUCUUCAGAAUCGAGUACCUGUGGCUGGACUGUUCUGAAGACAGAAAGACAAGAGGCACCUUUGGAAUCUAGUGCUUGUGGCUGGACAGUUGUGAGAACAGAGAACCAGCAGGCAUCUUCAAAAUCAAGUGCCUGUAGCUGGACAGUUGUGAAAACAGAAAGCCAGGAGGGAUGUUCUGAAUCGACCACCUGUGGCUGGACAGGUGUGAAAACAGAAGAGGAUGGGCUUGCUUUUGUGCCAUUUCCUCAGCAUCUCCCGGAAUCUCUGAACUCCACAUCAAAAGAUUUAGAAGAAAUGGUCAAGAUGGAAGCUGAGGAUUGUGUGGGAGAAAUCCCCAGCAGAUUUCCUGAGCAGGGCUUUGCUAAGAAAGUGAAAGAAGAAUGCUCUAUGGAAUUGGACAGUGGCUCCCAUCAGGGGAAGCAGAGUAGUUCCAGAGAGAUGAGAAAACAAGCAGUCGUGCAGAGGGAGGAGCCUCAACCAGCUAAAUCCCUUUCUGUGUCUCAAGACUCUGCUGAUGAAGGGGCUUCAAGUGGAGAUGCCAGGAAAGGAUUGCCAAAAAGCACUCCAUCCUGCAUGGAGCAGGAGAGGGUACUUCGCAGUCCUCCAGGGAAGCCUGAGGACUCAGCCAAUGUUGACAGUCAGUCUGUGGGGACCCCAGCAGGACCAGACCCUGGAGGAGAGAGAGAAGGGCCUGAGGAUGAAGAGGAGGAAGAGUUUGAUGACUUCACCCAAGAUGAAGAAGAUGAACUGUCAUCAGCCUCUGAGGAGUCUGUGCUUUCUGUCCCAGAGCUCCAGAUAAGAAGCAAAGAACAAUGACAAUCAAAAAAAUAACAACAAAA